CACGGGGAUCGACGCGUCACGAAUGCACACACGUACUCAUGGUCUCCAUGCAACAAGCCACGCAAAAUCCUUACGAACAUGAACCGAAAAAGAACCGUGCAGCGCCAUGCAAAGCCAUGCAAAGGCCGUUUGACGCAUUGCAAGGCUGGAAGAUGGAGAACGAUACACGUUCUCUCGUGCCAACGUAGAAGCACCGUCUAGUCUCUAUGGUUUACCGAGAAAAAGGGCGGAGAUCACUCUCCCAGCAUCUUCCUUCUCUCAUCUGCUCCAAGGUCAGGAGACGUGGGGGACUUGGGAGGCAUCACCGGUCUGCCUUGCGAAUGCUGUGACCCCGUCAUCUGCGAACCGCCCAUGUUGGAGCCAGCCAAGCGGCCAGCAGCAGCCUUGGAAAGCUCCUUUACAAAGAACCCUGCGGUUGAGCCUCGCGGCCCCUGUCGCAGGUGAGCAAGGGUGGCAAGAUCCACCGAGAUAGACACCCGUCUCAUGUUGGUCUCGGCCUUCAUGAUGACCUCCGAGCUGUCGGACGUGCCCGUAUUAGAUGUGUCUUGGCGCCCUGGCGGCUUCCUGUCGUCAGGUCCGCUGCCAGACAAACCCGACCCUUCAAGGCUUCUGCUGCUCCUCUCCAUUUUGGGCGAUGACUUGUGUGAUGAGAGCACGCUGGAUGAGCGUCGGGAGUCGCGGAGGUCCGCGUCUUCGAUGAUGGCGUCCACAUCGAUUUCGAUGUUGGGGGGCUUCCGCUCCUGGAUGGAGCAGCGUCGGUUGGAGUUGCGAGAUGAUGCUCGGUCGCUGCUGUGGAACGACUGUGCAAGAUCUGGCUGUUCCUCGUCGGGUGCGGCCUCACCAUCGCCGGAAGCGUCAUGCGGGGCGUCAUUGUCUGCCAUCUCAUCCCACAUGCCUGGGUCAAGGGAGAAUGUCUCGAUAUCUGUAUCUUCUGCAGGGUUUCUUCUCACGUAUACCUGAUUCAUCGUCUCCUUCACCCUGGUCUCCGCCAUGUUGAUCCGACUGCUCCAGUGAUGACCCAUGCCGUAACAAGUCGGCCUCCUGUUCGUCGCUGUCUGUGGAAGACAGGAACAGGGGAGGAGGGGCCGCGUCGUCGACCUCGUCGGCUUCUAUCCGAUAGGCGCUUCGUGCGCCCGUCAGCAUUAUGCUGCUGCGCCUCAUUUGGUCAAGGAUUGUGUCGGCGUCAUCUGCAUAUGAAUCCUCCACAGAAAGAAUCUCCUCCGACCGCUGCCGGCUUUCUUCCGGCUGGCUGUCUUCGGGGUCGUGCUGUGGCUGUUGGCUCAGGUCAGGCAUCUGCUGGUACACCAUGGACCCUCUCGGUGCGCGCGUUGGGGCGAUGGACAUGUUGAAAUCAGAGGGCAUCUGCUGGAAGGCAAUGGAACCUCGAGGAGCUCGUGGAAGCACGACGGACUCGUUGAGGUCCACCUUCUUGACUGCGAGGAUGUUACCUUUUCCACUUGACGGAGAUUUGCGAGCCAGCCGGACCCUCAGAGCGGCCUGAAUCUUCUUUGCUGCUUCUUCUUCUUCUGCAAGCUGGUUCUGACUGGCCUCCCAGCUGCUGCCCAGCACCUUCGACGCAAGCACGGCGGACAUUCGCCGGCGAGCUUGGUGGCCUCUGAUGUGUUUCUGCACCGUGAGGAUGGCGGCAGUGAGAUCUUGUGUCUCGCUGUGCACAGGCGGGCCCUUGUCGGCGUCGGCGGUCUCCUCGGCCUCGGUCUCCUCAGCUUCAGCUUGCGGGGUUGAUUGGUACGCGGGGGAAGGCUCGUCUUGCUGGCUGCACUCCUGUUGGGCCUCGCCCGGCAUGUCUCCGCCUGCAUCGCCCAACUCAUGCCUUUCAUCCCCGUCUUCGUCCAAAGUCUCCUCUUGAGUGUCUUGCUGGAUGUCUUCCUCUCCUUUUUCGCCCUCCGAUCUUUUGUGCAAGUCGACAUCGCCUUGUGCCUGCUGUUCAUGGUCAUGCUCAUCUUGGGCUUGCUCUUCAGAGGCCUCGGCGUUCACCUCCUCGUGUGUGUCGACAUCCUCUCCCUUGCUCUCGAUAGGCUGGUCCUCCUCGCCUUCGUCUGCUGGUCGAUCGGCCGCUCGUGGGCUCCCAGCUAUGCUGCUCGACACGUGUUGGAUCAGAUGAGGGACAUACUCUUGCGCGGCGAAGCUGGCUUCCAAUUCAGCGGCGGACGACGUGACAGGGACGGGAAGGGCGGCCGCUUCUUCCUGUGGCGCUUCUUGCGCCGCAGCAGUUUCUUCAUCUUCAGCCGUGCGCGAAAUAUCCUCGUCGUGUCUGUCUUGGUCCGCCGGCAUGGCUGACAGGCUUUUGGUGAGGUCGCCCACGUAUGCACGGACAGCGGCGUCGGGAGUGAUGGGUUCCUCGACCUCCUCAUGAUGUGCGCCGCCAAUGGCUUCAUGUUCCUCCACUGAAGUGAUCUCAACCUCUGCGGCAGCUGGCUGGUCUUCCUCGUGCGCCGGUUGCACAGCUUCUUCAUUCAUGUCUCUUAAUGGCUGCUCCGUCUCAGUCUUCUGAAUGAUUGGCGCUUGUUUGACUUCAUCCGCUCGUUCCUUUUUGAUGUCAGACGUGAGCCGUCUCGCCUGUCGGCCUCUCUCACACGCUUGCAAGCGAAUUGCUGCUUCUUCUCUCUUUCGCUUCAGUUCUGCGUAGCGUUGUUGUGCCGACCUUCGCCGCUGACGGGAGCAGAAAACACGACAGACGGGUUCUUACAUACACAUAGACGUGUGUCGCUUCUCCUUUAUGUACCUCAUUCUUCUGUAUAAUGCGGGCGGCCCUGACUUGCCUCUCAAGCUCGCCUAUCUCCGUCUGGAGCCAGAAGUGCUUGUCGUUCCACUCGCCCUCAGGUCGCGGCCUCAGCUCCAGGCGCUUCUUGCGCUGUCUCAUCUGACGCUGGAUCCUUCUCGCAGCAUCGUCCCUCUUCACAGCCUCGUGCUGGUCUUUCUUAACUGCUUCGUCUUGCUUCAUCUUUUCGAUGGACCGUCUGGCCAUCCGUCCGCGAGCGUGACGCUGCACCUCGAUCGCCGCUUUCUCCUGCCUCUCUUUGAGCAGACGGGCCGCCUCUCGCUUUCUGUCCUCCUCCUCUUUCCUCUUCGCCGCUUCGUCUUGUCUCUUGGCCUCCUCCUCUUUUCUCUUGGCUGCCUCCCUCGUGGCGAUGGAGUCACGUCUCGCAGAGCGGCCGUUGGGCGCUUUCUGAUCAGUCACAGCUGGUGCUGGCUUAUGUGGCUCUUGUGUGCGUUUGAGAGGCGGCGAUGCGGCACGCGGAGGGAGCGCGGCGCCGUGGAGCUUUUCGCCACGCUUUGGCAUGACCGUCACCGGUCGGUGCUUUGCCAGGGAAUCUGGGUGCUUCCUGCAUGCAUGACACAGAAACGGAGUGCCCAGUUGCCGUCUGUGUUGCAAUGGUGGUGUCUCACGCUUGCAGUGGAGACGCGUCAUCAUCCUUCUGCCGUGAUCGCCAGGCCGUUUGUAUCCGCGUUGCCGCCCACUUGCGAAUGUAUUUCAGCCGAGGGCUCGAGGUGUGAUGAUGGUCGGACGGCUCUGAAACACCAGUCACAGCCACCUCACAGAAAGGUAUGUGUUUGCGCGUGUGCAAAGUCUCUUCAUUCGCCGAAUGCCUACUUGAGAUGGGAGGAGGCCGAGGGGUCAUGGUACUUGACUGCAAGGAAAAGAGCAGUGGAUCGCAGAUACUGUCGUUACUUCACACUAGGCCUACAUGUGAAGCUGAAGAUCCCGGCAUUGUGGGAAGCUGCAGCCGGCCACCUGUGGCGUCUCUUUCUGACGCGUCUUGCGGUUCCUCCGCCACGACCGACAGCUCGUCACCCGGCCGUCUCCGUGUCGGUUCGUCAAGAGGCUGCAGGUCGUCUGGGGAGUAGAAGUUGAUGCGACUGUUUGAAAUAGGAUAGGAUGUGUGCAUGUCUGGGCACCGCCACAUGUCAAUUCUACGUACCUAUACGGCCUGUCGGGCAGCACGGGCAGUUCUCGGCCACUGGCCGCGAUGACCUGCUCGUUCUCCUCUCCCCUGUGAGUCAUGAGCGGCGUCUCACCCCUGCUUAGUGGCCGCAAGUCGCCCUCACUUAUCUCGACGUCAACAUCGAGCAUCGGCGAGGGCGAUGGUGGCGUGAGGGGCAACGCAGUGGGCGGCCGAAUUGGAGAGGGAGAGGAAGCGGGACGGGCCUAUCGACGGACAAGACAUAGAGGGGUGUGGAUGCAGGCGGGUGUAGAUCGACGUGAUGGUGUCACGCACCUGUGGCUGUCGCAUUCCCGAUAGCACAGCGUUUGUGAUUUGUGGUGAUGGCCGGUAUGUCGAGCCCAUGGCGUAGCGGUACCCACGCUUGCCCUUCAAACCCUGCGCGACCGACACAUUCAACGACACAAACAUCCCUGAACGGGCCCGGCCUUCCCUUUUUGUGCUUUCCCAUCUCACCCUUUGUUUGGGCGAGGCCUUCGGCGGGGUAGUGGGCGAAACAGACUUUGGAGGCCGCCGAAGGCCUUCCCCUUCGUUCCAGGACGAACGGCAGCCAGGCAGAUAGUCCGACGGCGAUCGCAGCGGGGCUGUCUCUCUGCUGUCCCUCUGCUUCAGACCAUACGCAUGGAACAGCCUCCUCGCUCGCUCAAGCGGCACCUCAAGGGCCGCGUCAUCUUCGUGACUUCUUGGCCGCUCCUUUCUUGGCAUCUUCCUGCGUGGGUGCUGCUUGUUGCGUGUUGGGGAGCGGGUGCGCGGGGGCAGGUAAGGAGACGCUGCGGGGGGAGGGGACGACGCACGCUGUUCCAUCUCGUCGAGGUUCUUGCCCAGUGCGACGGUGAGCGGGUGGUCCUCACCGAGUCCCUCCCUGGCCACGUGCCUUCCUUUCUCAAAGAAGAGCGUGGCCUCGCCGUACUGGCCCAGAUACUCCUUCUCAACCCCCACAUUGUGGUAGGCGAUGGCCAUGGUCGUGAUGUCGUCCUGGGACGGGGGGAUGGACUCCUGCUGCAGGGCUGCCAAUCGGUGGCUGGCGAUAGUGAGAGCGGUCGACGCGUGGCGGAGAGCCUUGUCGUGUCUGUGUGAGUGACCAGGCACAGAUGAUGCAGAAGUCUACCUCUGUCUUCUGUCACGUACUUGUGGAGUUUCGACAGUAUGGCAGAUAUGUUGAGAUGGGUGCCGGCAAGUGUGCAUACAUCCGCAGACGACUGCUGCUGAAGGCGAAUCGCCUGCCGGAAAUACUCGAGACUUGACGAAUACUUCUUGGACGUUUUGUACAAGCAACCCUGCACAUCAGACAGACACAAUGCAUGACCAAGGGCGUCUUCUGACAUUAGUUAUUUGGCAACUCACCAGAUUGUUGAAGGUAAUGGCAAGCAGCUUGACGGCGGCGGCUGGGUCCAUCGGUUCAGGAGGCGCCUUGGCAUUCCACCAGAGGUCGCCCCCCUGCUUGAUGAGGGCAACGGGCGGAGGGGGUGGGGGAGGGGCGCCUGCCUCCGCCAACAGCGUCUCAGCCUGCUUGAGCUUGUUAAAGGCGACAUCAAGCUUGCCUGUAUUGAGAUGGAAGAAAGGACCACAAGGGGAAAAGAGGCCAGUGUGUGUGCUCGUGUUCGAGAGAACCUUUUCGCAGGAGCUCCAUGCCCUUUCUGUUGCAGUCCAAAACAACACCCUCCAACUGCCAGUGAGGACGCACAAACGUCAGGGUGUCCAUUCGUUCUCUGUCCAUGAUUGUGCGAUUGCGCCGUACCUGCCCAUUCGUAAGCCUGUCCCUUCGCCGCAUGGUGUUCUCAGUGCAGCAAAACAGGGGGACGCCGCGAUUCCAAAACAUAUUCCAAAACAAAUACAACGCGAACUUGAAGGGACCGAAGGGAAUUGAG
Messenger RNA from Vitrella brassicaformis, 5830 nucleotides. The record is from the annotation of a GenBank genome assembly. NCBI's taxonomy places the organism in Eukaryota, Vitrellaceae.